Mustela lutreola (European mink) is the source of this 1523-nucleotide messenger RNA. It is a transcript of the gene LIPT2, whose product is annotated as lipoyl(octanoyl) transferase 2. Gene Ontology annotation, biological process: protein lipoylation. Lineage: Eukaryota; Metazoa; Chordata; Mammalia; Carnivora; Mustelidae. The coding region runs from base 102 to 797 and encodes 231 amino acids. The record is from RefSeq and is a predicted model, not a curated record. The transcript is spliced from 2 exons. Gene Ontology annotation, molecular function: lipoyl(octanoyl) transferase activity. Gene Ontology annotation, cellular component: mitochondrion.
UAGGAGAGGCCACUGGGGACGUGCCUCUGAGUCCCCGCCCCUUCUGUCACGCUUCCAGCCCAGGCUGGGGGCGGAACCUCGCAGAUUCCCCCGCUGAAGCUAUGCGGCAGCCGGCGGUACGCCUGGUGCUGCUGGGCCGGGUACCCUACAACGAGCUGCUGGCCCUGCAGGAGCGCUGGUUGCGGCGGCUGCAGGCCGAGCCAGGCACUGAGGCCAUCUCAGGGACUGAGGCGGGCGCACUCCUGCUCUGCGAGCCCGCGGGGCCCGUGUACACGUCCGGGCUGCGCGGCGGCCUGACGCCGGAGGAGACGGCGCGGCUGCGGGCUUUGGGCGCCGAGGUACGCACCACAGGCCGCGGCGGCCUGGCCACCUUCCAUGGCCCAGGCCAGCUGCUCUGCUACCCAGUCCUAGACCUGAGACGCCUGGGCCUGCGCCUGCGCACCCACGUAGCGGCGCUGGAGGGGUGCGCCGUGCGCCUGUGCGAGCUCCAGAACUUGCGGGGCGCCCGCGCCCGGCCUCCACCCUACACCGGCGUUUGGCUCGGGGAGCGCAAGAUCUGCGCAAUAGGAGUCCGCUGUGGAAGGCACAUCACAUCCCACGGCCUGGCUCUGAACUGUUCUACAGACCUUGUGUGGUUUGAUCACAUUGUCCCCUGCGGGCUGGUUGGGACAGGUGUCACCUCUCUGAGUGAGGAGCUCCAAAGGCAUGUCACUGUGGAUGAAGUAAUACCACCUUUCCUUGACGCCUUUAAAGAGACCUACAAGUGCACGUUGAUCUCAGAAAACCGCUCCAACUGAUGAGUGUUCAUGUUAUCACAGUUGGGAGGUCCUGCUUGAAAAGCACCCAGACUGACUUGGUAGUCACUGAAACCCAGAUUCUAGAGUUGGCCCUGUCAUUCAUUCACCAUGAGACUAUGAGCGAAGUAUGAGCUCUUAGCCAUUGUUUCCCUAUGUCUGCUGGCUUAUUUAUAUCUUCUCACCUACCUCAGAUAUGGUAGAUGCAAAAGCAUUAUGAAAAGCAACACAUGAUGUAUAAAUAGAAGACAUUAGCACUACUAUUCACCCCGCAUUUUCUCAGCUUAGAGAAACUCAGAUAUAGAGAAUCAGUUUUCAAGUAUUUAUCACUUUCUAAAUAUUGCAUUUUAUUUGGUGAUUCUGGGCUCUGGUUCCUUUGAUUUUGUGGGGAAUCAUAUCUCUAGAUAGCCCAGGUGAAAGUGAUAUGGUGGGGAGCUUUCUGCAAUAAAAGGAAAAGGGAAAGGAAUCUUUAAAGAAUAAAAUGGGAUCUUGACUUCCUGCAUUGGAUUGCCAAGCUUGAUAGCUAUUUUUAGUUAGGUAACCUGAGCCAGACCAGAGGCCAGGAAAAGACAAGAAUAAUUUCUCACACUGUACAAAUGCCAAAGGUAGAAGUAAGUUUUCCUUAAGUGAGAUCUCUAAAUUUAUAAGGCUGUGUAUUAACUACUCAUUGCUAUGUAACAAAUCACCCCAAAACUUAAUGACUUAAAGCAAUAAACAUUAUCUCAUAUA